AAAACAAGACUCUUAAAUCAAAGGAUCAUGAGCAUAAAUAAAGUAGCGAUGGAUGGAAUAAAAUUAGCAAAACGCGCUCUCCGUAAUGAAGUGCAAGAUGUAAUCAACAGAAUAAGUAAUGAAGAAAAAGCGCGACAAUCUAAUGCUGUUUAUAAUAAGUUAAUUGCUUUACCAGAAUUCGAAUCAAGUAAAAGAGUAUCAAUAUACUUGAGCACUGCCAAUGAAAUCAAUACAAUACCAAUUUUGGAGCAUUUAUUUAAAUUUAACAAACAGGUGUUUGUUCCUAAGUAUGAGGGUAAAAGUAUGAUGAUGGUCAAAUUAUAUUCGAUGGACGAUUACGAUAAAUUGCCUCUUACUAAAUGGAAUAUUAAACAACCUGCUACUGAUGAUACUACACGAGAAGAUGCUUUAAAAACAGGUGGACUGGAUUUAAUAAUUUUACCAGGCGUUGCAUUUACUAAAACUGGAAAAAGAUUAGGCCACGGCAUGGGAUACUAUGAUAAAUUUAUCGCAAAUCGCAUCAAGUUUCAAGGAAGAAAACCUUAUUUAAUUGCUGUGGCUUUCAAUGAACAAAUUAAACAUGAUAUUCCUACUACAGAUAAAGAUAUGCCUCUCGACAUGGUGAUAACAGAAAAUUCAACAUAAACAUCAUUAAAAAUAAUAUAAUAAUAAUUAUUAUCAUUAUAACGAUUAAAUAAAUAAUAAAGCUUUUUUAACUCA
Molecule: messenger RNA, 720 nt
Organism: Cotesia glomerata
Lineage: Eukaryota; Metazoa; Arthropoda; Insecta; Hymenoptera; Braconidae
Gene: Mthfs
Product: 5-formyltetrahydrofolate cyclo-ligase
Exons: 4
Coding region: 28-645 (205 amino acids)
Biological process (GO): folic acid-containing compound biosynthetic process; tetrahydrofolate interconversion
Cellular component (GO): mitochondrion
Molecular function (GO): 5-formyltetrahydrofolate cyclo-ligase activity
Source: RefSeq, a predicted model, not a curated record